Racocetra fulgida is the source of this 1110-nucleotide messenger RNA. The record is from the annotation of a GenBank genome assembly. NCBI's taxonomy places the organism in Eukaryota, Fungi, Glomeromycota, Glomeromycetes, Diversisporales, Gigasporaceae.
AUGUCGACUUCGCUAUUUCCUGCACCAGUUCCACGACGCAAGUACCCUGUGGAAUUUAAAGCUGGCAAACUUAAGCGAGAGGGAACAUCGAAUACAUUAAAAGCGGACGAGAGGAAAGGGUGUGUUGGCGAUGACUCAUUGAUGCAUUUUUAUUGGAAAGACAGAAAAACUGGAACUGUGGAAGAUGAUUUAAUAGUGUUCCCUGAAGAAGCAGAAUUUAUUCGUGUAGAACAAUGUACCACUGGUCGAGUUUAUUUAUUCAAUUUUAAAUCAUCAUCUCAAAAAUUGUUCUUUUGGAUGCAAGAUGCAAAAGAUGAUAAAGAUGAAGAGAAUGUUAAUAAGGUGAAUAGAUUGCUUAAUGGAUUGACUGAAAGUAGGCAACAAGGUACUAGUAGCACCGGUCCACUGGGUAGUCCUUUUCGUACAAUGGAUGACUUAUCCGGAUUUGAAGUGGAUCAGGAACAGAUAUUGCAAUUACUUCAGGGACAUAGUGCCUUCGGUGAACCACAAUCGACCACAGCUGCAACUUCAGAGGCUGGCUCUGGGGCACAAACAUCUGAAAACAUGCUUACUCCUGAGCAGCUAGGUAAUUUGAGAAAUAUUUUGUCCGAAAUACAGGUUCCAGAUGUGAAUCUUAUUGAUGUUAUCACACCCUCUUAUAUCAGCCCAUUAUUAAACGACCCUGAAAUAGCAACACCUGAGGAAUUACGAGAAGUUAUUCAAAGCCCACAAUUUGCUCAAGCUUUGCAGUCUUUAAGCAUUGCUUUACAAUCAGGACAGUUGGGUCCCCUCCUUACUCAAUUAGGCCUUGAUCCAUCAGCAGGGAGAGUUGAAGCGUUUCUUCGUGCAAUUCAAGAGCAGGUGUCUAGGCAACGAAGAAAUAACCCUGAAGAGGAUAAUGCCGAGGACCAAGGUGGCGAUCAAGAACGCCUUAAUGAAUUAGAGGCCAUAAAAACUAAACUUGAUAUUUCAUUUGAUUUGGUUUCCUCUGUAGUUGACUCUUGGUUACCACCACUUGACCCUGGUGAAAAGGAGAAAGAAGAGGAGGAAGAGCGAAAACAAGAAAACCAAUUAACAAAAUCUAUACAAGAAUUACAUGCAACGAGGUGA